Molecule: messenger RNA, 1480 nt
Organism: Aegilops tauschii subsp. strangulata
Lineage: Eukaryota; Viridiplantae; Streptophyta; Magnoliopsida; Poales; Poaceae
Product: B3 domain-containing protein Os03g0619600-like
Molecular function (GO): DNA binding
Source: RefSeq, a predicted model, not a curated record
GUUCCGUUCGGUGGCUCCCCUUUGCUUCUUCUCUCCCUCCUCCGCUCUUCAAGUUCCAGCAACACUUCAGCGUUGUGAGCAUUGAGUACUCCCUUCCGGCCUGCAUUGCAGACAUUAGUAGGCGGCGAGAUGAGAAAGUCCUGUGUGUGCUGCAAGAGAUACUGGACUCAUUUGCAUGGAAAGGUCAAGUGUUUCGUCGCGCCCAUGGACAGAAACUCUAGGCAUAGCAUGAUCAUACCAGAGAGCUUUGUGAACUAUUUCGGGUGGAAGCUAUCAGGAACCAUUGAACUAGAAGCCCCCAAUGGUAAUGUGUACGAUGUUCGAGUUACUGAGCGUAGGAAUAAAACAUUUCUCAGAUCUGGGUGGGAGGCGUUUGUCGACGCCAAUUAUAUAGUAGAAACCGACUCGUUGAUGUUCCGAUACCGUGGAAAUUGUCGCUUCAAUGUUUUGGUCUUUCAUUCUAGUGGUUGUGAGAAAGUGGUGUCAUGUGCUCGCAUGCUGACCAAUAUUAGUGAUCAAGAACCAAGCACAAAUUCUAGAGACAUUUCAACCAGUUUCAGCGAUGGUAAUACUCAUUCGUCAGCUAGAGGACGAUCAGAUGAUUGCCAGAGUGGAAGCUCAGGCCACCGUAGAAAACGACCAAAGAAAGAUGCAAUAUCCUCACCUUCGGAGGAUUCGUCAGGAGAAGACAGUCCAUAUGAGCACGAGUCAUCUAAAUCGGAAGAUACUAAACGUAUUGGAAUAACACCCGAGCAUGAUGAUACAGACCCAUACAUGAUGUCACUGGGUGCCCGUCUAACGCAAGGGCAGAAGAAGAAAGUUCUGGAGAAAGUUGGAGCCAUUGCAUCAGAUCUGCACAUCUACGUCGCAGUCAUGAACAAGACCAAUGUCCGACGCUCCCUAACCUUUGCCACAAAAUACUGUGACACGUACCUUCGGAAGGGGAGCCGGAGUUUGGUGUUUCAGGCAGAGGGGAAGAUCCAGCAAUGGCAUGGUGGGUUGCACGUCACCGAUCGUGCCCUGAGGAUACGUGGAGGCUGGACUUCUUUUGCCAGAGACAACAACCUGCGGGAGGGGGACAUCUGCCUCUUCGAGCUGAUGAAAAACAAGGUGGGACUGAAGAAGAUGAUGGUCUAUAUCAUUCGCCGUGAGCGUUGCUAGGUUAGUUUCACGCUCUUGACAAGAGGCAGAGAGGUCUCUGCUCUUUGUGCUGCCAUUUUGUAUGUUGCUUGUAAUGGAGCUCUUUGCUGCUUUUGUGAUCUGGAAGUAGAACUGUGGGCAUGGCCAGUCUGUGGAGUAAGAAACCUAUAUCUGUAGUAGCUUAGUUUCAAACAGACCGUGAUUUCUUACUUUCCCUGGCAGCCUUAUUUUGUGGCAUGAAGUUUAAACGAGUAGUUGUGUUGACCAAGUUUGUUUGAGGAAGCCACUUGAUUGUUUGUAUCCUCUGAAGUUUAAUGAACUCAUGAUGCCUAGUUUCUUA